CGCCUGUCUCGGCAGCAGUGUAGUAGUAAUCCGCCUGCCGCGCACUCUGCUUGCAUUUUGUGUCACGGUGCCACCGGGAGAGGGGCGACAGACUGCUGCGCGUCAGGGGAUACCAGCCACCAUCCGCACGGUUCAAGCGACAUCUCGCCGCGGGCAAUGACCUUAGCAGACUGAAGUGAGAAUAUACGAGAAAACGCAACAAUGACGGUGGACUUUGAAGAAUGUAUAAAGGAUUCACCCCGAUUCAGGGCUGGCAUUGAUGAUGUGGAGACAGACGUCGUGGAGAUUGAAGCGAAGCUAGACAAGCUGGUGAAGCUGUGCAGUGGGAUGAUCGAGGCCGGCAGAGCCUACGUCAGCGCCAACAAGCUCUUUGUAAACGGCAUCAAGGACCUGUCCCAGCAGUGCAAGAAAGAGGAGACGAUAUCGGAAUGCCUUGAGAAGUGUGGAGAAAGCCUGCAGGAGAUCGUCAACUACCACAUGAUUCUGUUUGACCAGGCUCAGAGGUCCAUCAAGCAGCAGCUCCACACCUUCAUUAAAGAGGAUGUGCGUAAAUUCAAGGACACUAAGAAGCAGUUUGAUCGGGUGCGUGAGGACAUGGAGCUGGCUCAGGUGAAGAAUGCUCAGGCUCCCAGGAACAAGGUGCACGAGGCCGAGGAGGCCACACAGGCUCUCAUCCUCAGCCGCAAGGCCUUCAGGCACCUGGCGCUGGACUACGUGCUACAGAUUAAUGUGCUUCAAGCCAAGAAGAAGUUUGAGAUCUUAGAUGCAAUGCUGUCCUUCAUGCGAGCUCAAUACACUCUGUUUCAACAAGGCUACAACAUCUUGGACGAGAUCGACCCCUACAUGAAAAAACUGGCUGCACAGCUGGAUCAGCUGGUGAUCGACUCGGCCGUGGAGAAGAGGGAGCUGGAGCACAAACACGCCAUCAUCCAGCAGAGAACUCUAAUGCAGGACUUUUCUUAUGAUGACCCCAAGCUGGAAUUCAAUGUGGAUGCACCCAACGGUGUGGUCAUGGAGGGCUACCUCUUCAAGAGGGCCAGCAACGCAUUCAAGACCUGGAACAGGCGGUGGUUUUCUAUACAAAACAGCCAGCUGGUCUACCAAAAGAAACUCAAGGACUCUCUGACUGUGGUGGUGGAGGACCUGAGGCUGUGCUCAGUCAAACUCUGUGAAGAUAAUGAGAGGAGGUUCUGCUUUGAGGUGGUUUCACCUACCAAGAGCUGUAUGCUGCAGGCGGAGUCGGAGAAGCUGCGUCAGGCUUGGAUCCAGGCUGUGCAGGCCAGCAUCGCCUCUGCUUACAAGGACAUAGCCGACAAUUACUACAUUGAGCGCUUAGACCGCACAGCCUCGCCCUCCACCAGCAGCAUUGACUCGGCCAGUGAGCCCAGGGAGAGGGUCGACAGGGGGGUACGUGGAGGAGGAGGAGGGGAAAGCCUCCUUCAGAGGGUGCAGAGCCUGCCUGGAAAUGAACUCUGCUGUGACUGCGGCCAAACGGCUCCCUGCUGGGCCUCGAUUAACCUGGGAGUGCUGCUCUGCAUCGAGUGCUCCGGCAUCCACAGGAGUUUAGGCGUCCAUUGCUCCAAAGUGCGCUCACUGACGUUAGACUCAUGGGAGCCAGAAUUGCUUAAGCUGAUGUGUGAAUUGGGGAACACUGUGAUCAAUCAAAUAUAUGAGGGAGCCUGCGAGGAACUGGGAGUGAAAAAACCUGGACCGUCCAGUUCAAGACAGGAGAAAGAGGCCUGGAUCAAGUCUAAGUAUGUGGAGAAACGCUUCCUGAAGAAGAUGAGUGGGAGUGAGGCUUUGGUAGAGGGUGAAAGGAAGUCCCGGCCGUGGACGGUGAAGAAGUGCCAGCGACACAACAGCUCCAUACGAGCCCCCAACAAAGCCCGCAGGAAAUACCAUCGCUAUGAGCCGGGCAGCGCUCCACCUGCUAACCUCUCAGCAGCAGCUGCAGCAAAGUUUCGUCGGGAUUCCUUAUUCUGUCCAGAUGAGUUGGAUUCGCUAUUUUCCUACUUUGACACUGGAUCUGGUCCUCGCAGCCCCGCAGGUCUUAGCAGCGACAGCGGCCUGGGAGGAAGCACUGAUGGCAGCACGGACAUCCUGGUGUUUGGCUCAGUGGUGGACAGUGUGACAGAGGAAGAAGAGGAGUCAGAGGAGUCCUCCAGUGGCGAGGUGGAGAUCGAACAAGAAGUGCACUCAGACCCAGAAGACCCGAGGGAGCUUCAUCCUGGGGCACUCCUGCACCGAUCCUCCCGCCUACACAACCUGCCGCUCAUGGCAGAGGCCUUAGCACACGGAGCUGACGUACAUGCACCUACUGAGGAGGAGGAGGGGAAAACACCACUCAUUCAGGCUGUUAUCGGGGGCUCUCUGAUUGCCUGUGAGUUCCUGCUACAAAACGGAGCUGAUGUGAACCAGAGAGACAUGAGGGGCAGAGGCCCUCUGCACCACGCCACCUACCUGGGGCAUACUGGUCAGGUGUGUCUCUUCCUGAAGAGAGGGGCAUCACAGACGGAGGUGGAUGAGCAAGGUCAUGACCCCCUAAGCAUCGCCGUCCAGGCCGCCAAUGCAGACAUCGUCACCCUAUUGCGUCUAGCGCGGAUGAACGAAGAAAUGCGAGAGGCGGAGGCUCCCUUGGGUCAACCAGGUCAAUACCCCAGCAGCAGCCCCACUGAGCAGCAGUACAGAAAGUGCAUCCAGGAAUUCAUCUGCCUCAACAUAGACGAGUGCUAGCGGUCACUUCUGUACCCCAGAGCGUGUACUCCCUCUCACUAUAUAAAAAUAUUUAAAUAUUCCUCCUGACUGGGGAUCUAAAUAACUAUGUAGACGAAGUUGACCUUAGACUCUGAUCUCAAGUUUAUUACUUCUGCAGAUCAUGGCUUACGGGCAAAUUCAUGUCUGCAGAGAGAGGAGCUUCCCACUUGCUCUUAAGGGGGUGCGUCGUGUCAUAGGGAGACCCCUGAUGGACCUUUUUAACUCUACUGACAAUGCAGUCAUUUUUCUGCAUCACCACUAUGUUUCUGCUUGCCAUUACACAGCACCACCCAUGCUAUGCUACAUGACACACACAGUCAAACAACAUCUGCUUUCUGGUGUUAAGCUAACAGGGUCAUACUCUAACAUCAUGAUGUGGUGUGAGGGGAGUGGGUUUACUGUUCUUACCUCUGAAGAAUCUGGUUCGCAUUAACCCCCCUUUACACCUCGUAACUAUCCACACCAUCCAACCCACCCACCUCUGCGUAAUCAGAGACAUGAAUAUACAUUAUGUAGAAGUUAUAUGGGUCAUCUUUAAAGUAUAUGCUGUGGCAUGAGGUGAAAAAUUGGAACUUGCUCCGUUAGUAAAAGAAAAAUGUAACUGACAAGCUGCGGUAGAGGUAGUCAAGGUUGUUUAAUGUGUACAAAGAGGAAAGGGAAAAUUAAAUGUAAAACUGUGACAAGAAUACUGAAGGGCUUUUGGAGAAAAACCCUCGCUUGCUUUGUAAGAUACCUAGUGAUGAGUGAGUGAGUGAGUGAGUGAGUGUAUGUGUCUGAGAAUACUGAGAGAGUUAAAGCGUAUGAUAUUAUGAUACAUUAUGUAAAGGAAAAAAAGAAACUGUGCACUUUUCCCAUUUACAGUAUUAUUAUUUUUUUUUAUCUUUGUCCAGUUAGUCUUUGCAUUGUCAGUGUCUAGUCAUGUCUAUUUACUUAUUGUCUAUUUUAUUUAUGUUAAUCUUCCCAGAGGACCAGUGCAAUGCAUUCUUGAGUGCAGUUUACAUCUGCGUAACUGUAAAUGAUUGUCUUUUUAAUCUGAAAGCAUUACUUGGGAUUUAUGACAGGAAGUCCUACGAUGACAUCAUGUAAUAGGACUCAUAGAAGACGUUUUGCUUUCAUUUUCCCUUUGGAACGGCCUUACAAUGCUUUUAGUAUGAUAACUGGCGUCAGAGCAUGCCAAUGAACGACAUUUUACUAGCUUACAUGAGGAAAUUCAAGUCAAAAAACUCAUUUUUAAAAUGAAUUGUAAUCACUAUUUACUUGUAAGGAUGGCAUCUUGCCGAGUCGUGACAAACUAGAGCAGGAGUUGUAGUGAGGGAGUGUAUAAACCCGGAUUAAGAUCUCACCAUUAAACAGUUCUUCUACUCACAGCCUUUUUUAGAGCAAAGGUGACUCAUGAUGCCUCCAUUUAGUUGUAAAUACUCAUCACUGUGAAACUUUUUUUGCGGUGAGAUAAAAGAGGCACAGUUAAGAACAGUUUGAACACUUUGGGUUGCUUCCCUCGCUGGUCAAUUACUUGCAGUGUUUCCUGCAUGCUUUGCCAGAAUCGUUUCCGGGUGCUUCAAUAUCGUUUGCAUUCUGAGCAUGAUUAAAAUAUCUUUCUAUGGUUUUGAUCACGUCGUGCAGUGCAGUCCUGUGAGGUAAGCAUGAACCACCAUGACCACUCUUGUGUCAGAUGUAACUCUUACUUUUUGCACCUCUGUGCCAUUUUAUCAUCCACUUACCAAACAUGUGGACAUUCUGUUUUUUUUUUUCUUUCCACAGAAACAUUUUAAUUAUUAUUUUUUUAAUGUUGUGGUUUAUUUUUCUCUGCCAAAGACUUCUUAAAGGGAAAGUGUCUGAAAUUGUUGUAUAAUAUCACCGUCUUCUUUUCUACUGAAACUGUUCAGAGUAGAUACAGCUUAGUCUUACCAUACUUUGUGAAGUGACAGAGUGGUAGAAACACUGUUGGUGUACUCACAUGUUAAAAAGAGGUUACAGAAAUGUGACGGACCUGAGAGAUUUUGGUAUGGCGGGUGAUAACCUGCCAAUAGUUCAAUGUGUACUGCAAGUAGAACCAGUCUAGGGGUUAACGUGAAGCUACUGUGACCAAACUGUUCAGGGCCCUCGCCCAGGCAAAGUAUUAAAUGUCGUGUCCAUUGUGUGUAUUGACAAAGAAGUGGUUAAAGAUGCUGUUCAAGCAAACAUGCUGUAAAUAGUACACUUGUGUAUUUUAACUCAACGCCAACUGCCUGCCUCUCAGAUUUCAAUCAUGGAUCCUGACUGUCUGAUCUGUUUUAUGUUUGUCUUUUAUUCUCUUUACAACAACAAAAACAAACCUGUCAGGCAGAACUUAAAACACUGCUCUGCAUUACUCGGAGGGGUUCUUCUGUUCACUGACAUUUGGAUAUCACAAAUAAUUUCUUCCUUGUCUUUAGAAGCACUCAAGGAAAAAAAAGAGAGAAGACAAAAUGCAUACAAUAAAACGGAGAAACUCUUGAUAAACUAACCCUG
This is a messenger RNA of Labrus bergylta (ballan wrasse), 5244 nucleotides long. It is a transcript of the gene acap3b, whose product is annotated as ArfGAP with coiled-coil, ankyrin repeat and PH domains 3b. Gene Ontology annotation, molecular function: protein binding; GTPase activator activity. Gene Ontology annotation, cellular component: cytoplasm. Lineage: Eukaryota; Metazoa; Chordata; Actinopteri; Labriformes; Labridae. The record is from RefSeq and is a predicted model, not a curated record.